AUGGCAGAGAGCAGUUCAGCGAGAAAAAAGAAUGUUGAACUAUCAAGGAAUAAACCUGAUGGAAAGGAAAAAUCUAGUAGUAGUGCUGCACCAUCAGGGUCGUUAAAGACAGUGUUGAAUCAGUCAGAUUGGAAAGAUAUGUUAUUGAUGAUACUUGGAUCAAUAGGGAGUCUCGCAGAUGGAUCUGCCAUGGCUUUAAUGAUGCUGAUUGUCAGCAGUCUCAUGAACAGUUAUGGUGAUGCUUCUUUCACUCUUCAAGAUGUAAACAAGUUUUCGUUGGCAUUUAUUUAUGUUGCUGUUGGUGUCGGCUCAGGCGCCUUUCUCGAAGGAUUCUGUUGGGCACGUACAGCAGAAAGGCAAACUUUUCGGAUACGGAGGCAAUAUUUACAAGCUGUGUUAUGGCAGGAUGUUGGCUUCUUUGACACAAAUCAUGGUGCAUCCAUUGCAUCUCAAGUGGUGUCCAGUAUUUCAACUGACACACUCACCAUACAAGGAGUUCUUACUGAAAAGAUUGCAAAUUUCAUUACGAACACAACAUUGUUCGUUACGGCCCAACUUGCUGCUUUAUACCUCAGCUGGAGGCUGGCUAUAGUGGCUAUCCCCGCAUUAUCAAUGUUAGUAGUUGCAGGAUUCGUAUACGCAAAGCUUCUAGGUGAUGUUGGAAACAAGAUUCAAGCAGCCUAUGAAGUUGCAGGAGGAAUAGUGGAGCAAGCAGUGUCAUCAAUCAGGACUGUUUAUUCCUAUGUUGGAGAGGAAAGGACUGUCAAGGCCUACAAGAUUUCUUUAGAACCAACUUUAAAGCAUGGGAUAAAACAAGGAUUGAUGAAAGGUAUGGCCAUCGGUACUAUUGGUGUUACAUUUGCAGUGUGGGCACUUCAGGGCUGGUAUGGAAGUACUCUGGUCAUGCAUAAGAAAGCAAAAGGGGGAGACGUUUUUACCGCUGGAGUUUGCAUUGUCUAUGGAGGACUGGGUCUAGGAGGUGCUCUAAUCAAUAUCAAGUACUUCAUAGAGGCAAAUAUUGCAGCUUCUCGGAUUUUUGAGAUGAUUCAUAGAGUUGUGGACAUUGACUCUGCAAAAGAACUAGGCAAGACCAUGUCAGAAGUUAAAGGUGAAGUAGAAUUCAGAAACAUAGAUUUUGAGUAUCCUUCAAGACCAGGGAGCUUGGUAUUAAGCAAGUUUAAUCUCAAAGUGAUGGCUUACCAGACUGUUGGGUUGGUUGGCAGAAGUGGAUCAGGAAAAUCAACAGUAAUAAAUUUGCUUGAGAAAUUCUAUGAACCUCUUAGGGGCCAUAUCCUGCUAGAUGGUGUUGACAUAAAGACCCUUCAGCUCAAAUGGUUGAGAAGUCAAAUGGGCCUGGUAAGCCAGGAACCUAUACUUUUUGCAACCUCAAUCAAACAAAACAUCUGUUUUGGAAAAGAGGAGGCUUCAAUGGAAGAGGUCAUGGAAGCCGCUAAAGCUGCUAAUGCCCACAACUUCAUCUGUCAACUACCUGAAGGAUAUAACACCUUGGUGGGACAAUUGGGAAGUCAAUUGUCUGAAGGCCAGAAACAAAGGAUUUCCAUCGCAAGGGCACUGUUAAGGGAUCCAAGAAUCCUUCUUCUUGAUGAAGCAACAAGUGCGCUGGAUUCUCAUUCUGAGAAAGCUGUCCAAGAUGCUUUGAAUCAAGCCUCAAUAGGAAGAACUACCAUUAUUGUUGCGCACCGCCUAUCUGCUCUUCGCAAUGCGGACUUGAUUGCUGUAAUUCAAUCAGGAAAAUUGGUGGAAUCAGGCUCCCAUGAGCAACUUAUGCAAAACUUGAAUGGUCCAUACUCAAUAAUGGUGCAGCUACAGAGAAACUUCAUAGACGAUGAAGUUACAUCAAAAGCUCAAGAUACUGGAUCUAGCAGCUCUGUUGUUCUUGAUACAGGAAUUGCUAAUGCAGAACAAAAGGAUGAGACAAGUCUCUCACAAAGCUUUAGCGAUGAGAAGAAAACCAACCAGCAGCAAGAUGAUAAUUACAGUUCCCCUUCACUAUGGCAGUUAAUGAGCAUGGCAGCACCUGAAUGGAAGCCAACCCUGAUAGGUUUCAUUGCUGCUCUUGCCUGUGGACUAAUUCAGCCAUUGCACUCAUUGUGCAUGGCUGCACUUCUAGCAGUUUACUUCACAACUGAUCACAACGAGCUAAGGUCGCAAACAAGAAUUUAUUGCUUUGCAUUUUUAGCCUUUGCUGUUUUUGCUUUCCUGACCAAUGUGAUUCAGCAUUACUAUUUUGGGAUAAUGGGAGAGAGCUUGACAAAAAGAGUCAGGGAGGCACUUUUUGAAAAACUCUUAACAUACGAGAUCGAGUGGUUCGAUCAAGAAAACAACAGCAGCGGAGCCGUAUGUUCAAGAUUAGCCACAGAUGCCACGAUGGUGAGAACUCUUGUUGCUGAUCGCUUGUCAAUGCUGGCUCAAGCAAUUUCUUCUACAACUUUGGCUGUUGUUUUAGGUUUGAUAUUGUCAUGGAAACUUGCGCUUGUAGCUAUUUCUCUGCAACCCUGUAUCAUUGCUGCCUUCUACAUUAGUACAACGACAAUGCAGACAAUGUCUAAGAAAAUCCUCAAAGCACAGAACGAGAGCAGUGAAUUAGCAAGCGAAGCCGUUGUGAACCACAGAAUUAUUACAGCAUUCUGUUUUCAGGAGAAAGUUCUAAAGCUAUUUGAGCUUACACAGGUAAGUUCCAAGAAAGAAAGCCAUAGGCAGUCUUGGUAUGCAGGAUUUGGAUUGUUUCUCUCACAGUUCAUUACAGGUGCCAUUCCGGCUCUAACUUUCUGGUAUGGUGGAAGACCUAUCAAAAGGUACCAGUGCACUGGAAUCAGUAUUCAGGAUUCUGAAAAGGAGGACCAAAAUAGACCCUGA
Populus trichocarpa (black cottonwood) is the source of this 2877-nucleotide messenger RNA. RefSeq names its product ABC transporter B family member 15. Gene Ontology annotation, molecular function: ATP binding; ABC-type transporter activity; ATP hydrolysis activity. The transcript has 7 exons. The record is from RefSeq and is a predicted model, not a curated record. Gene Ontology annotation, cellular component: membrane. Gene Ontology annotation, biological process: transmembrane transport. Bases 1 to 2877 code for a protein of 958 amino acids. Lineage: Eukaryota; Viridiplantae; Streptophyta; Magnoliopsida; Malpighiales; Salicaceae.